Molecule: messenger RNA, 747 nt
Organism: Rattus rattus (black rat)
Lineage: Eukaryota; Metazoa; Chordata; Mammalia; Rodentia; Muridae
Gene: Rbis
Product: ribosomal biogenesis factor
Exons: 4
Coding region: 111-404 (97 amino acids)
Biological process (GO): ribosome biogenesis
Cellular component (GO): nucleolus
Source: RefSeq, a predicted model, not a curated record
GGAUUACGGCUGGAACGAGCUCACUUGAUUGGCUCCUCUUCCCGGAACUUCCUGUGUCUUGAGCUUGUGGAUGGCAUCACUGUGAACGUGCAGUCUCGUGAACUUUGACAAUGGCCAAGAACAAACUAAAAGGGCAGAAGUCCAGGAAUGUAUUUCAUAUAGCCAGCCACAAAACUUUGAAGGCUAAAAACAAGGCAAAACCAGUUACUACUAAUCUUAAGAAGAUAAACAUUAUGAAUCAUGAAAAAGUCAACAGAAUGAACAGAGCUUUUGUAAAUAUACAGAAAGAACUUGCAAACUUUUCAAAAAGCCUUUCUCUUAAGUCUGUGCAGAAAGAGCUGAAGCACCAUGAAAAAGAACCAGCUAACGUUGAUGAAGCGACACGACUAAUGGCUCAGUUGUAAUACAGUGACAGUGUAUCACAUUUCCCCAAAGACCAAUAAAUUCAAUGUUUCAUACAACUUUAUUUCUUUAAAUCUUGUUAAUGUACAGGCAUUGGCACAUUUUAAAAACAAACUACAUAAACAGAUCUUUCCUAUACUCUAGGAAAGUGGAAUGUCAAAAUCAACAAACUGAUAGACUUAAAGUGCUAAAACAGAAGGCACUUCACAAAAUCUGUUCACUCAACAGUGAUAUCCUUCACUUUAUAUAUGGCAGUGAAUGUCUGUUUGAAGGAUACAUAGAAACAGCUUUGCGGCAGUAAAAACAUAGGACAAGUAAGUGAUCUUUUGGACAAUGUUCUGUUAU